AUGGCACCUUUGACUCCUCUCUGCUUCAAUUGCUCCAUCCUCCUUGGGGAUCUGUCCCCAGAGGAUGCGAGAGGCCCCAUGCCCUGCAAUGACAGUGAGGCCAAGGGGCGCUUUGACUCUGAGGACUUGAACCUGACUGAUGAGGUGCUGAAAUAUCUGGGGCCACAGUAAACAGAGCUGUUCAUGCCUAUCUGUGCCACGUGUCUGCUGAUCUUCGUGGUGGGCACUGCGGGUAACGGGCUGACCUUCAUGGUCAUCCUGUGCCAAAAGGCCAUGCGCACACCCACCGACUACUACUACCUCUUCAGCCUGGCAGUUUCCGACCUGCUGGUGCUGCUGGUGGGCCUGCUCCCAGAGCUCUUUGAGAUGUGGCACAACUACCCCUUCUUGCUGGGCGCCGGCGGCUGCUACUUCCACAUGCUGCUCUUCGAGACAGUCUGCCUGGCCUCAGUGCUCAAUGUCACUGCCCUGAGCGUGGAGCUCUAUGCGGCUGUGGUGUAUCUGCUCCAGGCCAGGUCUGUUGUGAUGCCGGCCCACGUGCACCAAGUGCUUGGGGCUGUCUGGGGCCUUGCCAUGCUCUGCUCUUUGCCCAACACCAGCCUGCACAGCGUUCAGUGGCUGCAUAUGCCCUGCCAUGGCACAGUGCUUGCCUUGGCCAUGUGCACCCUGGUGCGCCCCAGGGUCCUCCACAACCUGGUGGUGCAGGUCACCACGCUGCUCUUCUGCCUGCCUGUGGCCACUAUCAGCGUGCUCUACUUGUUCAUUGGGCUGCAGCUGCAGUGAGAGAGGCUGCUGCUGUUCAGGCAGGAUGCCAAGGGCAGGGGCAAUAAUGCCACAGCCAGGUCCAGAGACACCUGCAGGCUUCAGCUGCAGGAUAGGGGCCAGAGACAGGUGACCAAGAUGCUGUACAAGUUUGUGUUGGUCGUGGUGUUUGUCAUCUGCUGGGCUCCGUUCCACACUGUCCACCUCAUGUGGAGCUUCAUGUCCCACUGGACAGAGGGCCUGCUCCUGGCCUUCCAGUACCUGCACGUCCUCUCCAGCAUCUUCUUCUACCUCAGCUCAGCCACCAACCCUGUGCUCUACAGCCUCAUGUCCAGCCGCUUCCGAGAGGCCUUCCGGGAAGCUCUGUGCCACUGCCAGAGACUCCAUGACAGCCCCCACAGCCUCAGCAGGGUGACCAUGGGCAGCACCCUGUGUGAUGUGGGCUCCCUGGGCUGCAGGGCCCAGCCCUGGCUGAAAAUGGUGGCCCAGAAGGAACAGGUGGGGCCAGUGUGUGAGCAGAGCCCUCCCCUGGCCCGCCUCCAUCCUCGCCUGCAUGCAGACUGGCUUGGGGGCCCGAGGGGAGCACAGCUUUGGACCAUCUGGCCGGAGGAUCUCGGGGGACAAGAGACAUGA
Messenger RNA from Cynocephalus volans (Philippine flying lemur), 1395 nucleotides. RefSeq names its product neuromedin U receptor 1 (gene NMUR1). The record is from RefSeq and is a predicted model, not a curated record. Lineage: Eukaryota; Metazoa; Chordata; Mammalia; Dermoptera; Cynocephalidae. Gene Ontology annotation, molecular function: neuromedin U receptor activity. Gene Ontology annotation, cellular component: plasma membrane. Gene Ontology annotation, biological process: neuropeptide signaling pathway.